Molecule: messenger RNA, 3458 nt
Organism: Colletotrichum scovillei
Lineage: Eukaryota; Fungi; Ascomycota; Sordariomycetes; Glomerellales; Glomerellaceae
Product: tafazzin
Exons: 2
Coding region: 1994-3424 (476 amino acids)
Source: RefSeq, a predicted model, not a curated record
GGACGGGCCCUUGAUGAUAGAUCCAUGGAUCCAUCGGCUACCGGGCCCUUUGGAUGUCGAGGCAAGCGCUGCCACGCUUUUGACGUGGCUUACCUGGCUGGGGUAUCAUAACAGCUAUGGCUUCGUACGCCAACUUCUGGGUCCAAGGGAAGGCCUAGCCCUCGAUGAGGUCAAAAUGAUGCGAUAUCUUCAACGGGCUGCUGACUCGUAAUUAUGAUAGCCCAAUAGGAUGACGUGAGGAAAGUCAAUCGAUAGAGCCAGCUGUGCGGCUACCCGAUCUUCAAGGCGCGUAGCAGAAAGAGAGUCCACUUUGCCCGGCUACGACGAUGUUCCCAAUAUGGAUCCAUCACUGAUUCGAGACAGUCGUUGACAGCAACAGCUGAAAGGACAAGACAGACAGCCUAUUUCAAGCCCUGGGCAGGCCCAAGAAGGUGACACAAACACUAUCUGGCCACGAGGACGGAUUUGGCGAAUAUGAUGAGUUGUGAUAUGGCGGCUUCUUGCAUCGAAGCCGCCAUGCUAAGCCAGUCCCAGAUAAGAGGAUGGUUUGAGGUUCAAUGGUCCUAGGUAUCGCCAUCCAUCCGUCGGUGCUGGUGGCGUCCAUGACAUGCAUUGCUCACCAGUCACGCCCCGCAUUAGAGUGACUGCUCCAUGGACAGAUGCUAGGUAGGUAGGUAAUAAUCUCUCGUCUUAGAAUUCUCUGCUGAAACAUUACACGAAAGAGGGGUGGCACAAAGAUGGCGGACGUAGUCUUGAACUCCAAGGUGCUGUUAGGUCUAGCGGCAGUCGAGUUUGCAAGGCGAGGACCUUUUUCUCUUACAUUAUGGUGAAAAGUGAUGGACAGAGACAAUAGAAGUUGAUUGGGAGACGACGGGGGCCCCAGAAGCCCGUCAGUCGGGCCGUAGAGGUUGUUGCUGUUGUUUUUUGGAAGGGGGCCCGAGUCAAUUUCAUUCCUGUAAGUCAAGGUAGUACGGAUACCUUAGGUAAGGUCAGGUACCUUACUUUAGGUACUCCGUAGGUCUGAGGUGUCGGAAGUGGGUCAAGCCACAAGGUCGCCGAUUGUCAAUUGUUCAGGACCUGCCGAGCCGUCGACCGGCAGAGCGGGUCAUGCCCGUGUCCGGGCCGGGGCACCUUCUUCGCACAUCCGAACGCUCAGACCAUGCGUUUGCCCCAAGGCGGAAAGGUUCUGCUCUGGCGUGCUCUGCGGCCUGCCCUUGCCGCCCGACUCAUUCAGUUGAUUCAGCACGCACUGAGCAAGGGCACUUGGGAGUCUGGAACGAAGAAGUCCGUGUAAAACCGGGACUCACUCACCUCAGGCUGCGGAGUCGCUGGACGCCUGGAGUGGAGGGGAAAGCAGCGUAUUACCUAGCGCUUGUGGGCGGAUCUAAUUGGCAACUGGCGGAAGCUGACAAACAACAAAAACGAGGCGCAUGAGGGGUGCUGCUUAGGUGCUGCCUCUCUCCCAUUUGCAGCAUGACGUUUGUAACGUUUCCCCCCCCGCGCCUUCCAAGCCACGCUACGGCCCUUAUUCGAUCCUAACAAGCUACUACCUAAUUAGGGCAUCAAUCAAUUCUUUGGUGAGCAACACCUGCCACCGGGGAAAGCGAGGCAAUGACUCUGCCCUUCUCACCUCGCCCUGCAGCUUACUGUGUAUGCUUGCUGACUGACGGACUGACUGACUGACCAAAUUGCCUUGUGACUCACAGCAGAAAUCAAUACCUGAGCAACUGACGACUCAUCUCGUUGUUGCUGACGCUUACCCCAAGGCGGAUGCAAAAGGCGGAAACAACAUUCCAGAGUACAGGGAGUACAUAGCAGACAAAGCCGCGCCGGCUAGAAGCUUGUUUGCUCUGCUCUGCAACAACAACCAUCGACGACAACGACGAGAAACCUACCGUACCUGGCUUCUCCACCCCCGCCUACACCUCCCAUCCGGAAGCCUCCUCACACAGCUUCCCCCCUUCCUUAUCUUACAUUCAUCUCUCACCCGGGCAUGACUAAGAAAAGGUAUCAAACGUUAUACUCGAAGCCGCAGUCAACUGCACCGUCUUCAUUGGGUGCCUCAGCUUCAGCCUCUUCUUCUACUCAGACCCAACGUAGGGGCGUCAACGAACUUUUGGCUGAUCUUCGCCGAUCAUCCUCCCGUGCUACCCCGACAGCAUCAGCAGCAGCAUCGGCAGCGACCACGCCCACCGUCCCGCCCGCUCUCCGACAGAUCCUCCAGAUCCCAGAGACGCCUCCGCCGGCACCCAGGCGUGUCCCAAGAUUCGACGCCACAGGCAGACGAGUACCACCAGGCCCGCCACCUCCGCGCAGCUGGUUAUCACGAUCCAGCCAUGUCCAGCGCGCACACGCGACCGCCGCCCACCGCGGCGCCCAGGCCAUGGAGGGCCUGCCUGGCACAUACGAGCCGGACAAGGGCAGCCUGAUGGAUCUCGUCCUCCGAAGGAUGGCCCUGAACUGGGAGCUCCAUAAGGAUUACGAUCAGUACUACUUGCACACGCUGCCCAGCCGCGUCAGGGCCUCGUUGGCAAAGUAUGUUGGCGUAUGGUACGAGGGCGGCGCAUCCGCUACAGACCUGCACAACAUUCUGAUCCCUCCUGCGACGCACGACGGCCAGCAGCCACUUGACGUCGAUGGCCUUGUGUCCCUGAACAACGACGUCUACUCCCUCGACCUGACUGGCUCGGUGGGCCACUCCAUGUCCGUCAGGGAGUUGGCCGACGUGCUGUUCCCGCAGCAGCUGGCGAGCGCCGCCGAGGCCGUGCAGGAUUCCUGGGACACAGCAGAGGCGCCCUCGCUCCCGCCGAAGCUUCUCCCCCAUAUCACGCACCUCUGCCUCACCGUCGCCCCUAGCGCACAGCAAGGCGGCGGGACGCCCGGCGUAUCGUGGAAGCAGCUCCUCUCGCUCGCGGCGAAGCUGCCCACGCUCACGCACCUGAGCCUAGCGUACUGGCCCGAGCCGUCGCUGACGCCCAACGCAAAGUUCUCCAAGAUUGUCUCGUCUGACGGCCGCGCCGAGAGUUAUUCAGGCACGGGGGCGUACGCGCAUACCUUGGACGAUGACUGGUCCGAGGCCGUCAUUCUGCUGAGGAAGCUGAGCAAGUCCCUCUACGGGCUCGAGUAUCUCGACCUCACAGGCUGCGGCGCGUGGUUCAAGGCGCUCAUGGCCAACGUUGACGGAGACCACGUCGACUGGACCGGGCCAUGGGGCAAAGUAACAAAGUUGAAGUUGAGGUACGGGUAUGAAAUCAGCGUCGACACGCCGAUUGCGGACCACGAGAGGUUCCGUGAGGCGGCGCAAAUGGCAAAGGCGAUUGAGAAGUACAUUGUAGCGCAAAGAGCUGGAAAGGGGCGAUUCAUCAACGUGGAUAGUGAUCCGAUAGAGGAUUCGCAAAUGCCGUUGAUGCCGUUUAUAUUUUGACUAGACAGGAAUCAAGUUACAAAUUAUUCCCAAC